AGCUGGUGAAACGAAAGAAUAUUUGUUAGAUAUGCUUGUGAUCUUUUUAUUUCUUUGUUUGUUGCUACCUACUGAUGUAGUUCUAAAGCAUGGAGGUAGCAGCCUCAAAAUUUUAGAUAUUAAUUGUUCAACUAACGAAGAAUGGCUAACUAAUUCCUCUUGUGUCAUUAAAGCGACUCGUGGGAGCGGUGGUGUAAUAAACGCUAUUGCUUAUAUCAAAAAAACGAUUUAUAAGUGUAACGUUCAUAUAAAAAGUUUUCGAUGGUAUAACGGAUGGAAACCUUUUGUGGUAAAUCGUGUCGUCAACGUAUGUCAACUUUUCGAAAAACAGGCGAAUGUUUUCGACAAAGUCGCUAAGAAGUUGUUUUUGCUUCAUUCUAAUAUCAACCACGCAUGCCCUUAUAAUGGUGCAGUAAAAAUUAAUGGGAUUUCACCAAACUUGUCCUUCAUCCCAUCUAUUCUUGAAGCAGGACGGUAUCGGCUGCAGCUUGAAUUCAAUGAAACUUCAUCUAGACCCGAAUGGAUUGGCACAUUGGCCGUUGACGUCAACAUCAACCAUCCCUUUCGUCCGUCUCUUAUUUAAAUGCAUUUAAGGGAUACCAAUCCAUGAGAAAGUCACAGUGGUUUAUGGUUCCGAUAUUUUCUGUUCAGUAAUAAGGAAGCUACCUCACAAUAUAAUGUUACUUAUGUAUUCGUUUAUUAAGGUUUUGUGUAAUUUUUUAUGAUUGGGCGCACCAAAUGGAGACCAACUUGCUUCCUCUUUCUUUGGUCCCCAGACACCUCUUUUCGGCUUUGCACCAAAUUUAUCAAAAAUUAAGAUGUGAAGACGGCUUACGUUUUCGCCGCCUCUCUCCUGUUAUGAAACUGUAAGCGGACUUUACUUUUCAAUUUUCGA
Molecule: messenger RNA, 895 nt
Organism: Hermetia illucens (black soldier fly)
Lineage: Eukaryota; Metazoa; Arthropoda; Insecta; Diptera; Stratiomyidae
Exons: 4
Coding region: 32-583 (183 amino acids)
Source: RefSeq, a predicted model, not a curated record